Messenger RNA from Striga hermonthica, 1458 nucleotides. The record is from the annotation of a GenBank genome assembly. NCBI's taxonomy places the organism in Eukaryota, Viridiplantae, Streptophyta, Magnoliopsida, Lamiales, Orobanchaceae.
AUGGGCACUCAAAAAGUGAUCUUGGCGGUGAUUUUGAGGAACCCAUCAAACGACGACGAGAUUGUCUUCAUCAAGCAAAGCCCACCUCACAAAUUCAACGAUCCUGAGUAUGAUUCUUAUCAAGAUUCUCAACUUUGGGACUUGCCCUCUGCAGAAUUAUCACGUAUUGAUAACCCACUGAGUAGUUGUCGAGUUCAGAUCGAAGCUGAGGGAAAUUCUUUGCCAGAUUUUUUGAGGCAAUUUGAUCUGGGUUCAGCUGUUGACAAGGUUCUUGAACAAGUUGUAAGUGAGAAACCCAUUAAUAUAAAGUGGAGUUUCUCAAAGGUUGUAGAGGAACCUGAAUUUGGACCCGGUGAUCCUGUGAAGACUGUGUAUAUUGUUGGGAAACUAGAGUGUCAUGAUGGGAAUUUAGAAGAUUGUUGUAAGUGGAUGAGCAUGAAAGGAUGUUCAUAUUUGCUUACGGAAGUGAACUCCAGGAAUGAUCGCAUAGGGCCAUUAGUUGCUCUUGGUAUUCUUAAUGAUUCAAUGCAAUGCGCAAAUUUGCAACUCCCUCCCACCUUGAGAUCUCAGGAAUAUCCUCCUGGUGUUAAAAUUAUUCCAAUGAGAAGCAGAACAACAAAGCCUUUUCACACAACAAACUUGGUCGUUUUUUCUCCUGGGACUACUUAUGAUGCCUCAUGUGGUGAUAAUUUUGUUGCAAGUGCAGAUGCACUCAUUAUAGAUCCUGGAUGCAGCUCUAGCAUGCACAAAGAGCUUGAAGAAAUUAUUAAGAGGCUUCCGCUAAAGUUGGUCGUCUUUGUGACUCAUCAUCAUCAUGAUCACGUUGAUGGUCUCUCUAUUGUCCAGAAGUGCAAUCCUGAUGCUACUCUCGUGGCUCAUGAAAACACUUGUAGCCGGAUUAGUAAAGAUGAUUGGUCUCUCGGAUAUAUCGCAGUUCUUGGAUCUGAGGAAAUCUGUGUUGGUGGCCAACGGUUGAGACUCAUUUCUGCCCCAGGGCAUACAGAUGGCCACCUGGCAUUGCUUCAUGUCACCACCAACUCAUUGAUAGUUGGGGAUCAUUGUGUAGGACAAGGUAGUGCGCUCUUGGAUAUCACGUCCGGUGGAAAUAUGAGUGAUUAUUUUCGCACAACGUACAAGUUCAUAGAGCUGUCCCCACAUGUACUAAUUCCUAUGCACGGUAGAGUUAACUUGUGGCCAAAGCACAUGCUUUGUGGAUAUCUUAAAAACCGGAGAAGUAGAGAAUCUACCAUCUCUAAAGCCAUUGAAAAUGGAGCAAAAACAUUGUUUGAUAUUGUUUCAUAUACAUAUGCGGAUGUUGACCGCAGUCUAUGGAUUCCUGCUGCAUCUAAUGUAAGACUUCAUGUUGAUCACCUUGCAGAGCAAAACAAAUUACCCAAGGAUUUCUCUCUAGAAUUUUUCAAGGGCAGUUUAGCUGAAUUUGCCCAAAGUGUGGGCUGA